CACUUUUCGCACUUCGCCUCCUAGAGCUUUCACCGGUCAAAUUCCUCUCUCUCGCUAUCCAGCCCUCCGAGCCAAGUAAGUUUCCCCUUCCUUCUCUACUUUCCCGGUCAUGUCUUCUUUUAGCGAUAUGAUCUCUUCCUCAGAGGACUGCUCCUCUGAGGACUCCAACUCCUCUUCUUCGACCGGGUCUUCUUCUCCUGACUCCAUGCCCGGUCAGGUUCCCAACUCCUCCAUUCCCGACCCGCAUCCUGUAAAUCAGAUGCCCGGUGAUACUUUCGUGGGGAGGGAUGACCCGGUCGAUGACGAACCGGGUCCCUAUGACCCUGAACACGAAACCCGGGAUGCGUGGGAGGAGCGGCUUCAUGCUGCCGGUUACUUUCCACUCCCCACCUUCUACAUCCUUGACAUCCCUUCCCGUGUAUCCAAAAUCGCCUUGAACAAAAUUCUCCUACCGGGCGGGGCUGGCUGCGAAGGCUUUGUAUUCUUCAAAGCCCGCACCGGUAGGAAGUUCAUUUCCGAAGUCCCCCAGAGUAACCAGGGAUGGAAGGAAAAGUUUGUCUUCAUCGAGUUUCCCCCCUUCUUCACUCCUCCGACCGGUCUGAAAUGGAAUGACCAUCUCCUCGACCAAGAGUAUGCUGCACCGGUCUCCUCCCCAGACUUGGAAGCUAAUCUCGAGAUCCUCAUGCGUGGGGAUCCUCAAACCGGGAGGAUCUUCCAUCAAGGUAGCUGGGUUUGGAGGGUAGAGUCGGGUGGUGAGAGUACCUCCCAGGCCCAGGAAGCAGCGGGGCGCGGGAUACCCUCCCCGGGCAACACUGCAGAGGCUGAGGGCCAGAACCACCCAGAUAUGGAGUUCGAAGAGUUCGCCAUCCCCGACGACCAACCGGCGGGGGAGACCGAGGGCUCCCAAGCCAAUCCUGCCAGGACCUUCCCGGUCAAUCCAGGGACCGUGGAAAUCCUCGAUGAAGAUGAGCCCCAAGAUAACCGGUCCAAGGGGAAGGAGAAGGAAAAGGCCGGUCGCCGGGUGAAGAAGGUGGCCACCACGCACCCUUCCUAUGCCAAGAAGAGGGCAAGGUCACAUCCUGAGCCGGCCGGCCAGACCAUUGAAGAGGCGGGGGAGAUUGGGCCGCACACAGCGGACCGGUUGGGGAUGAGUUCCCCUUCUGAAGUCGACCGGCUGAAGAAGGAGAAAGAAGAGAUGACACUCAUCCUGAGGAGCCAGGCUGAUGAGCUGAUCCGGCUGUCUGGGCUGGCCGGGGCAAUGAAGACCGAGAUCUCCCAACUGAAGGAGGAGAAUGGCCGGCUCCUGGAUGAAGUCUCUGAAGCCAAGAGGGAAGUAGCGGAGAAGGAAGAAACCUUCCUCGGGCGCGCAGCUGCCUAGGUGGAAGAGAAUAAGGCUGAAGCUGCCCG
Cuscuta campestris is the source of this 1407-nucleotide messenger RNA. NCBI's taxonomy places the organism in Eukaryota, Viridiplantae, Streptophyta, Magnoliopsida, Solanales, Convolvulaceae. The record is from the annotation of a GenBank genome assembly.